Molecule: messenger RNA, 456 nt
Organism: Chara braunii
Lineage: Eukaryota; Viridiplantae; Streptophyta; Charophyceae; Charales; Characeae
Source: the annotation of a GenBank genome assembly
CGUAGGAGAACAUGUGGAAGACAUAGGAGAACAUGUGGAAGAUGUAGGAGAAGGAGGGGGAGAGAGAUAUAUGGCGGAGGAGAACAUGUGGAAGACGAGAAGGAGGAGGAGAGAUAUAUGGCGGAGAAGGAGGAAGAGGAGGAAGACGAAGGAGAAGCAAAGGAAGAGGACGAAGGAGAACAGGUGGAGGAGGAGAAGGAAGAGGGGGAGAGAGAUAUGGUGGAGAAGGAGGAGAAGGAGGAGGAGGAGGAAGAGGAGGAGGAGGAGGAGGAACAAGAGGAGGGUCGGGUUUGGGAGAGUAUCGGGAGAGAGUUGACAGGAGGAGGAGGAAGAAGAAGAGGAGGAGGUGGAGGAGGGGGAGGAUGAGUAGGAUGAAGAAGAGGAAGAAGAGGAGGAGGAUUAUGAGAAGGAACCUCGGACUAGCGAGCUGCCGCAAAACAAAAGGGCGCGACGUCG